ACGACAUAUAGCAACAUCGUAGACGUCUUCGUCGGUAUGAGUCAUCACUUAUUGUAUCAGUAUUGAGAAUGAAGAUUGUGAACCUCACUUAUACUGUGUUGUGAAAUGUGGUGUAACGUGUUUCCUUGCGGACUGUUUUAUUUAUUAAAAAAUAUUUGAUAGACAUAGGAAACAGCACUUCAUACAAAAUGGGUGAGCAGAGCAGAGCAGGGUUUGAAUAUCAAGAAGAGAGCCAGAGCGAGAAAUUAGCGAGGAAGUCCAAGGAAUCUCCUUUCAUGAUCAUUGGGCUAGCCGGGCUCGCCACGGCGUGUGGCCUCGGCGCGUACCAGUACAAGCGGCGCGGCGGCAUGAGCACCAGCGUGUUUCUGAUGCAGCUCCGAGUAGCGGCGCAGGGCUCCGUGGUGGCCGCGCUCACCGCCGGCAUCGCCUACAGUCUUUAUAACAACUAUGUCAACAAGCCCGCUAAAGUGGAGAAGAGUUAAGGGGACGUUGCUGAAGACUUGAUGUGCAGGAUGUGUGGGUUAGCUAGGAGUGAAGUGUGCUGUGGUGUUGAUGGUGAUAUGUGAUCGUUUAGUGUUGAGGCUGCAAAUCAGUGAUUAUUUAUUUAUUUUUAUUUAAUUUCUAUGUACCUAAUGGUGUUGUGCACCUGUUUUGACACUCAUGUUUUUAGAGAACAUGUAGGUGGUGUACAUUCAGUAUUCAAAAACAUAGCAAUGAAAUAAACCCAUGAAUUUUGUACCUACUGGCAUCUGGCAUGGCAUCUGCCUCAGUAGAAACAAAUCUAUUUAUCUCUAAUAAAUUUGAUUAUAAUAGAGAAGUUUGUGAAUAUACAAAAUAAUUAAGUA
Messenger RNA from Plutella xylostella (diamondback moth), 845 nucleotides. Its product is annotated as HIG1 domain family member 1A, mitochondrial-like. Gene Ontology annotation, biological process: mitochondrial respirasome assembly. Gene Ontology annotation, cellular component: mitochondrion. The record is from RefSeq and is a predicted model, not a curated record. NCBI's taxonomy places the organism in Eukaryota, Metazoa, Arthropoda, Insecta, Lepidoptera, Plutellidae.